Diabrotica virgifera virgifera (western corn rootworm) is the source of this 1381-nucleotide messenger RNA. Its product is annotated as zinc finger protein 468. The transcript has 4 exons. The record is from RefSeq and is a predicted model, not a curated record. The coding region runs from base 126 to 1325 and encodes 399 amino acids. Gene Ontology annotation, biological process: negative regulation of transcription by RNA polymerase II; regulation of cytokine production; regulation of immune system process. NCBI's taxonomy places the organism in Eukaryota, Metazoa, Arthropoda, Insecta, Coleoptera, Chrysomelidae.
AGUUCGUCUUUCUUAGUUUGGUGGUAAGUGGUAAAUAAUGGUAAAUAACAACACCAACAAGAACAACACUAAUAAACAAUAAACAACAAAUCGUUAAGUAUUUUUAUCCAGUUUAUUUGUGAGCUAUGGAAUUUGAAAUGGUUCAACCUAAAACUGAAAUUAAGACAGAGUUUAUUGAAUAUGAUCACAGCUUAGGCUUACAGAAUGAAAAACUGAUUUUACUGUCUUCCUCUAAUAACCAAGGAGAUCCAAGUGGUCAGUUUUUCACAUCAACAGACCUUGAAUACUUGAAGAAUGAACCAGAAGAAAAUAAACCAGCAAUGGAAGUAAAAACUGAAAUUGGGGAGUUUGUUGAAAUGGACCAAAGAUAUACAGAAAAUCAGCUAUUCACACCACUAAAUCUUGGAGAUUUGAAGAAUGUACCAGAUGAAGAUAAUUCAGAUUCUUCUCAGAACAUAAACCAAAUUAUGGAAAACAUACAAGAACGAAGUCUACACUUUGAAGAAACGACAUCAAAAACUUUGAUUCGUUCUAAAUCUUUCAACUGUGAAGUUUGUUUUAAGGUGUUUCCUAAAAAACAAAAGCUAGAGUCACAUAUGCAAGUGCAUAGUGGAGAGAAACCUUUUGAGUGUGAAAUGUGUAGUAAGCAGUUUUCUCACAAACAAAAUGUAGACAGACAUAUGAGAAUUCACACUGGAGAAAGACCGUACCAGUGUGAAAUUUGUUUUAAGCAGUUUAGUGAAACAAGUCCUUUAAAAAAACAUUUACGAAUGCACAGCGGAGAAAAACCUCACAAGUGUGAAUUUUGUUUUAAGCAGUUUACUGAAGCGAGUGGUUUAAAACAACAUUUAAUGACACAUACGGGAGGAAAACCUUACAUGUGUGAAAUUUGUUUUAAACAGUUUCCUAAAAACCAAAAUUUAGAGGUACACAUGAGAGUGCAUACUGGAGAAAAACCGUUCGAAUGUGAAAUAUGUUUUAAGCAGUUUUCCCUGAAGCAACAGAUCCAAAGACACAUGAUAGUUCACACUGGAGAAAAACCUCACACGUGUGAAGUUUGCCUUAAGCAGUUUCUUCAAAAACAUCAUUUAAAAACACAUAUGAAAGUUCACACUGGGGAAAAACCGUAUGAGUGUGAAAUUUGUUCUAAGCAGUUUUCUCAUAAAUCUCAUUUUAAUACACAUAUGAGAGCGCACACCGAAGAAACUUAUCACAAGUGUGAAAUCUGCCUUAAGCAGUUUACUCGCAAGAGUAGUUUGAAAAAACAUUUGAGGAACGUGCAUGCUUUAGAAAAAUCACCGUUAGAAGAAAAAUCUAUGUCGUAGAAAAUCUAGAGGGUGCCUCCACUGCGAUUUAUAAAUCGCUGAAUUAUAACGAAGAU